ACUGCACUGUUCAUUCUCUGAAUCGUUUCCUCAAUUGGGGACUCGAGAAGAAUUGCUUACUCUCUGUUAGGGUUGGCGUUUAAGCUUCGUACAUGGAUAAGCACAGCAGAGACCGACACGACAUCAACGAGGACAACUACAACAGCAGCAACACCCAUGACUCUCGCUACGGCGGCAAUCGCCGCCCGAGGCGCCCUUCGCGCUUCUCUGAUGGCCCCGUGAACCGCUACUCUGGUGACAAUUAUGAUAAGCAGGACUCGUACAACGGACGCGUCCGUAGUCCCGGUGGUUUCCGCAGAGGUGGAGAUGGACACCGUCCAUUUGACAGUCCGCCUCGUCAGUUCCCUGGCGGAGGAGGAUUUAGACCGAUGGAUGGUGGGCGUGGUGAUGAUGGAGUGGGAGGUUUUAGGCCAAUAGGUGGAGUUGGUGGAGGGUUUGGGCCGAAUUAUCAAGCUCCUCCGCCCCCUGCCCCACCUUCUCUAUCUGGACAGAAGCGAGGGUUUCGCUCUCCUGAUCGUGUGGACGGAGGCUCUUUUGCCAAGCUCUUUGUUGGAUCUGUCCCAAGAACAGCGGUUGAAGAAGAUAUUCGUCCACUGUUUGAAGAACAUGGAAAUGUGAUGGAGGUUGCUUUAAUUAAAGAUAAGAGAACAGGACAACAACAAGGCUGUUGUUUUGUUAAAUAUGCAACUACUGACGAAGCUGAUAGGGCCAUAAGAGCUUUGCAUAAUCAACAUACUCUCCCUGGGGGAGUGGGUCCCAUCCAAGUUAGAUUCGCUGAUGGGGAGCGAGAGCGCCUAGGUGCAGUUGAGUACAAGUUAUUUGUGGGGUCAUUGAACAUACAAGCCACGGAAAAGGAAGUUGGAGAGAUUUUUGCGCCAUAUGGCCUUGUUGAAGAUGUUUACCUCAUGCGUGAUGAAAUGAAAAAGAGCCGUGGGUGCGGAUUUGUUAAAUACUCUAGUAGAGAUAUGGCAUCGGCUGCUAUACAUGGUCUUAACGGUGUCUAUACGAUGAGGGGUUGUGCUCAACCGUUAAUCGUGCGAUUUGCUGAUCCUAAGAGGCCUAGGCCUGGAGACUCGAGGGAAUCAAGGGGUGGUCCUGCUUUUGGAGACCCAGGUUUUGGUCCUCGAUUUCAACCACCUGGAGCCAGACCACCACCCAACUAUGAGCAAAUGGGCGAUCGGAUCCAGCCCAGUGCUUGGUUUCCAAUGAGUCCACAGAAUUUGGGACCAUCCUCCAGUCCUGGUGUUCGUGGAUUUGGGAGUCAACUGCCGUCUAGGUCUGGAGAUUUAACAAUGCCUUCAAAUCAGGGUGGUCCCAUGGGUAGCCUUCAUGGCCCGUCAGAUGCCUCCCUCCCAGGACUCAAUGCUGUUCCAUCUUCUACCCCUUCACAACAGCCUUUGCCGCAGUUCCCACCUGUUAACCAGCAAAUAUCACCAUUAGAUAAGCCUCUUCAAUCACCUCAAAAUUUGCCACCUCCCCAUCAAUUACAUCCUCAUGGUCCAUCUUACCCGCAUAUGCAAUCUCACCAUGUUGGGCAGAUGCAAAUUCCUUUCGCUACUGGUCAAGCUCCUUUCAGUCAGGCAUUGCUAGGUUCAAGUGCACCGUUGUCUACGUCUCAACCUCAGGUCCAGCACAGUGCCUCAUCUGCCACAGCCCUGCAACCCCCCUUGAAUGUCAACUCACAGGCCCAUCCUGUGUCUACUGGAACAAGUCAGCAGAAGUUACCUUCUCCUGUCCUGCAACAAAUGCCUCAGUCUCUUCAGCAAUCUCCUUAUCCAUUGGCUCAAAUGCUGUCACAGCAGACACAAACUCUGCAAGCGAGCUUUCAAUCAUCUCAACAGGCAUUUUCUCAGUUGCAACAACAGUUGCAGAUGAUGCAACCAUCAAAUCAGAGUGUAACAUUACCACAGAAUUCUCAGGUUACCAAACAACAGUCUCAUUGGGCUGAGAUUGGACAGCAGAUGGGUGUUAACUCUUCUGCUGCAACACCUGCUGGGAAUUUACCUUCAUCUACAUCUUCUGUUCCUCCCGUACCUGCUAUAACUCAAACAGUAGCUCCUGUGAAAUGUAAUUGGACCGAGCAUACAUCCCCUGAUGGAUUUAAGUACUACCAUAAUACUGUAACUGGAGAAAGUCAGUGGGAGAAACCAGAGGAAUUGACAUUAUUUGAACAACAGCUCCAUCAAAAACCAUCUUUUCAACAGCCUCAGGGCCAAUCACAACCUCAAGUUCUGCCCACCCCGCAAGUGCCACAAACACAACAGGUGCAGUUUCAAGCUCAGAUGCAACCGCAGUUCCAUCACCUUCAGCAGUUGCAACAGCUUUCCUUUUCUUCAGCGUACCCAACACCUGGAGUUAGAGGUCAACAAAAUGUUCAGGAACAUGGAUAUGCACAAUUACCUUUGGCAGCUAGUUCUGUCAAUGAUGCAAAUCGCUCCCAACAGGGGCUUCAGUCGGGGCAGGAGUGGAUGUGGAAGAAUAAGCCGACAGGUACUUGAAGAGUGUGCUGCCAAGUUCCAACAAGAGCCAGUGCUUUGAGAAUCCCAAUGGUGAUAAUUGAUAGCUGGCAUAGGCCAAAGGCCCAUGACAGGCCAACAAGAAAGGUUUCGAGCUUAACUCGCAAAUGUCGGAUGUACCAGAAAAUGGAGCCUUAUUUUUAUUCAGAGUUACUAUGGAGCUGAAAGAGUUAAUUUGCCCAUGUAUUAUUAGUUUGUUUUAGAAUAAGGUGGUGAUUUUGUGUAGCAUGAAGUACUUCGGUACUGUCUAACGUGAAGCAACCAGCCCUCCUAUCUUGCUUUCAGGCUUCAGCUCAUCAUUAA
Tripterygium wilfordii is the source of this 2819-nucleotide messenger RNA. RefSeq names its product flowering time control protein FCA-like. Gene Ontology annotation, cellular component: cytoplasm; nucleus; ribonucleoprotein complex. The record is from RefSeq and is a predicted model, not a curated record. The transcript is spliced from 19 exons. Gene Ontology annotation, molecular function: mRNA binding; protein binding. The coding region runs from base 93 to 2498 and encodes 801 amino acids. Lineage: Eukaryota; Viridiplantae; Streptophyta; Magnoliopsida; Celastrales; Celastraceae.